UCCCCAACACCAACGCCUGAUCAGCCCUCUCCAUCGAUCUCUUACCAACUUCUCCCACAAUAUCCUUUAUAUAACACCCCACCGAUUAUCAACCUUCAUACCUUCUCCUUUGAUUUGUUUUCUUCGCCAACUUCCAACUUCUUCCAAUACUGUCAUUUUUUUUUUUUUUCUGUUACUCUCUCUUAAAAUGGCAAAAAAUGUUGCUCAGUCCCCUCUUGAGAGGAAUAGCCUGGCUUCUCUUGACCAAAAGCUGGCCAUGGCCAAGCGCUGUUCUCAGGAGGGUGUGAUAGCAGGAGCAAAGGCAGCCGUUGUUGCUACUAUUGCCACUGCCAUUCCAACUAUGGCUAGUGUGAGGAUGCUGCCUUGGGCAAGGACCAAUCUCAAUCCCACCGCUCAAGCUCUCAUAAUCUCCACAGUGGCCGGAGCAGCAUAUUUCAUAGUGGCUGACAAGACCGUUUUGGCAACGGCUAGGAGGAACUCCUUCAAGCACUCUGACCAUGAAGCAUAGAAGCGAAUUAAUCAAUUAUUAUGUAAACUCAUUAUCUAAAUAAAUAAAUAUGGGUUUCCUUCCACUUUAGGAGCACGAUUGAUAGUGGCAUGUAUUCAGAUUUCAGAGAUCAUCUUAUAUUAAUGCAAAUCGUCUUCCACUUAAUUAUAAA
Molecule: messenger RNA, 659 nt
Organism: Alnus glutinosa
Lineage: Eukaryota; Viridiplantae; Streptophyta; Magnoliopsida; Fagales; Betulaceae
Product: early nodulin-93-like
Exons: 4
Coding region: 188-508 (106 amino acids)
Source: RefSeq, a predicted model, not a curated record